AUGGGCACCAUCGCAAUCAUCGCCGCCGUCAUCCUUGGCAUCUCAUUCAUGACCUUUGUGGCCUUUUUCGGCAGACUACCUGCCUUACGAAACACACCCAUCUCCUUCCUCCACCGCCUAAUCUGGAUCCACCUCCCCAACAGCCUCAUCACCCUCGACGGCUUCCUAACCGGCGGUCGCCUUUCCAACUCAGUUACCCGUCUAGCCCACUACCUCUGGUACGACCAACACCCGACAAUCCUCAUCUUCUUCUUUUUAUUGCUUUCAGUAGGCGAAUACCUCUACCUCCCCCACGCCUGGCCUUACCUUUCGUCCACUCACAAAACCCUCGGCGUCCUCGCCAUCUUUUUCCCUUACCUCUUCCUCUACCUCUCCGCCUUCACGGACCCAGGCACCAUCAACCCCCAAACGCACGUGCGCGAAAUGGCCCGCUACCCGUACGAUUUCUCGCUCUUCCACCCGGGCACAACCUGCGAGACCUGUCACUUGCUCAAACCGGCUAGGUCCAAACAUUGCAGUAUCUGCAAGAAGUGCAUCGGGAGGAUGGACCAUCAUUGUAUAUUCAUCAAUAACUGCGUGGGCGCCAACAAUCAGCGGUGGUUUAUUCUUUUGCUACUAAGCACGGCCAUCCUAACACUGUACGGCGGGGUUCUUGGGCUGCAAAUAAUCCGGGCUAAAAUCCAGGCGCGGUUCCCUUACUGGAGUUUAAUGCCCUGGUGGACUUCCCGCCAGGCAUGGGAAAGUGGUGAGCUAGAUCUUCACAGGUGGCUGGUCCUCUGGAGUUGGGGCUUGCAGUCCGGCGUGGCCAUGGGAUCUGUUACAUUACUGGCGCUGCUGACUACUCCCCUCGUCUGGGGAUUGCUGGGGUAUCAUCUGUGGCUGGUGUACUGCGGGACGACGACGAACGAGAGCAUGAAGUGGCAGGAUUGGCAGGCGGAGAUGGACGAGGGCGGGGUUUAUAAGCGAAGGAUGGAUUCGAGACAGAGAGAGAAGGAUUUGAAGGUUGAGCCGGCGUGGACGAGGUGGCCGGUCGAGGCGGAGCAGGUCAUGGUUAGGACUGACGAUGGGAAGCCGCCGAGGUCCAGCCAUAGGUUGCCCGGGGAGGGCGAGUGGGAGGCCGUUUGGAGGCUGAAGGAUGUGGAGAAUCUUUAUGAUAUUGGGCUGUGGGAUAAUUUGGUGGAUGUUUUUAGCCCGUAUUUCAUGUUUAAGGAGGCGAAAGGGAGGGGCAGUCCGGUUGAUGAGCGGGAGUUUGGGAGGGAGAGGGGAAGGGGUAGGAGAAGGAGUUCUUGA
Sordaria macrospora k-hell is the source of this 1290-nucleotide messenger RNA. RefSeq lists its product as uncharacterized. Gene Ontology annotation, cellular component: Golgi apparatus; endoplasmic reticulum. NCBI's taxonomy places the organism in Eukaryota, Fungi, Ascomycota, Sordariomycetes, Sordariales, Sordariaceae. Gene Ontology annotation, biological process: peptidyl-L-cysteine S-palmitoylation; protein targeting to membrane. Gene Ontology annotation, molecular function: protein-cysteine S-palmitoyltransferase activity. The record is from RefSeq and is a predicted model, not a curated record.